This is a messenger RNA of Notechis scutatus (mainland tiger snake), 762 nucleotides long. RefSeq names its product olfactory receptor 5V1-like. Gene Ontology annotation, cellular component: membrane. Gene Ontology annotation, molecular function: olfactory receptor activity; G protein-coupled receptor activity. Gene Ontology annotation, biological process: G protein-coupled receptor signaling pathway. Lineage: Eukaryota; Metazoa; Chordata; Lepidosauria; Squamata; Elapidae. The record is from RefSeq and is a predicted model, not a curated record.
AUGGAUUCACAGAACAAAACCGAAGGGACAGAAUUCAUCCUCCUGGGCUUUUCCAGCCUUUUGAGCCACCAGGUUCACCUUUUCUUGGUGUUCCUGGCUGCCUAUUUGGCCACGCUGAUGGGCAACUUCAUGAUCAUAACCCUGGUUCUCCUGGAUUCCUGCCUUCACACCCCCAUGUACUUCUUCCUCAGCCAGCUCUCCUGCUUGGAUAUUUGCCUUUCUUCUGUGGUUGUACCAAAGAUCCUGGUGAACCUCCUACGCCAACAUCACACCACUUCCUACAACCAAUGCCUGGCACAAGCCUUCUUCCUGAUCGGCUUUGCAGGAUGUGAGCCAGCAUUGCUGGCCGUCAUGGCUUAUGACCGUUAUGCUGCCAUCUGCCAACCUUUGCACUAUGCCCACCUGAUGAGGGGAGAGUUGUGCAUCCAGCUAUCUCUGGCCAUCUGGCUCUGGGGCUUCCUGGACUCAACGAUUUACAUUGCUCUGGCCUCCAGGUUGGAGUUUUGUGGAAACCACCAGAUUCCUCAUAUCUUUUGUGAUGGUCCCCCAUUACUGAAGAUUGCUUGCAGUGAUACGUCCAUCAAUGAGUUGGUCACUCACAUCAUUGGCACCUUUGUGGGUCUUGUCCCUCUUGUGCUCAUCAUCCUGUCCUAUUUCUACAUUUUGUCCUCCAUUUUGCAGAUCCGCUCCAAGAUCGGCAGGCGCAAAGCCUUCUCCACCUGUGCUUCACACCUUGCCGUAGUAACACUCUUUGUUGGAAAC